AUGAGCCGAAAGCUCGCCCCCGAAGCCAAUCGCUACAACGUAACAGCGGAGCAACUGUUCGACCUGUUUGGCAAAUUUGGCCCUAUUCGUCAAAUUCGUCAGGGUAUCGCCAAUACUUCCAAAGGAACGGCAUUCGUUGUCUACGAGGACGUUCACGACGCCAAACAGGCAUGCGAUAAACUCAAUGGUUUCAACUUCCAGAACAGAUACUUGGUUGUCUUGUAUCAUCAGCCAGAGAAGAUGGUCCGUACGAAAGAGGACAUUACGGAAAGGCAGGAGAAUUUAGAACGGCUCAAACAGCAACACGGGAUAGAAUGA
Molecule: messenger RNA, 318 nt
Organism: Penicillium digitatum Pd1
Lineage: Eukaryota; Fungi; Ascomycota; Eurotiomycetes; Eurotiales; Aspergillaceae
Source: RefSeq, a predicted model, not a curated record